AUGGGAGCUGAUGGGGGCACAAUUGCCACUAGACUGGAUAUUUUGUUAAAUCAUACUAUAAAAUCCCAGCAUAAUGUUCAACGUGCCGAAGAUAAAGAAGAAAACAUAAUUAAAAUGUGUCACUAUUCGACGCUACCUUUAUAUAACAAUGAUCCAAUAGUAGGUGAUUGCAAAGGCAAAUUAUAUAUAAAAGAACAUAUAUUAAAGUACAUUCUAUCAACAAAAAAGGACAAGGGAAGUAUUAAACCUGAGUUCAGUCAUAUCAAUCUGUUGAAAGAUAUAUUACCAGUGCAUAUUUCUUGGACUAUUCUUGAUAAAGUUCCAUAUAUACAAUGUCCCGUCACCAAAGAGAUAGAGAAAGGGUAUUCAUAUUUUCGAACAUGUGGGUGUUUAUUGUCCAACAAAGUGUUAAAAGAGUUUAAACAUGAAGGGAAAUGCCCAAAUUGUAACCAACUGUUUAAGGAUGAUGAUGUGGUAAUCCUAGACCCAUUGAAUAAAAAAGAAGUUACUGAGUUGAAUGAGAAGACCAUGGCUCAUUUACAAGAACAAGGUCUUAGUCAUGCAAAAUUGCCUUUGAAAAAGACCAAAAAGAAAAAACUGGAAGAUAUGAAUGUUAUAGAUGAAUUCGUUCGAAAGAGAAAGCUACUAGAAGAUAUUCCCAACACAAAACGAUCCAAAUCCAAGUAG
Candida tropicalis MYA-3404 is the source of this 687-nucleotide messenger RNA. RefSeq lists its product as uncharacterized. Bases 1 to 687 code for a protein of 228 amino acids. The transcript has a single exon. Lineage: Eukaryota; Fungi; Ascomycota; Pichiomycetes; Serinales; Debaryomycetaceae. The record is from RefSeq and is a predicted model, not a curated record. Gene Ontology annotation, cellular component: nucleus. Gene Ontology annotation, biological process: site-specific DNA replication termination at RTS1 barrier; mitotic DNA replication termination.